Molecule: messenger RNA, 1041 nt
Organism: Phytophthora infestans T30-4
Lineage: Eukaryota; Oomycota; Peronosporomycetes; Peronosporales; Peronosporaceae
Exons: 2
Coding region: 1-1041 (346 amino acids)
Source: RefSeq, a predicted model, not a curated record
AUGAAGCGUUCAUUACCGGUAUCUUCGUUGAAGCUGGCAGAUCUACUGCCAGAGCUCUCGGUGUCUGACGCGGACCAAGAAAUGCUACGAGACCUGGCCAGCGAUCUGGUCACACACAAUCUGGAGCAAAGCAACACGCUGAUGGUCACUAAGAAAGGGUACCCAGAAUCGAUCACAGGCCAAUGGAAAGAGAUGCGACGCAAAGACGGAGUGAGAAUCUUCCGCGAGCGCCCAGGAUCUGAUCGAGGCAGCGCACCCUUCACACCGUCAUUGUUAUUACUGGGAACAGUGGAUGGAACGGUGGAGGAUGUAAUGUAUGGCGUAGUGGCAACUACGGACGCUGCGAUGAGGAUCAACUCUACGUACGUGAACGACGGCAUGCUGGAUACAAAAAUGCUAUGUGAGCUGGUAGAACCGUCGAUAGAAGACCCAUUCUACCACGUUGGUAUCAAAUGGAAGCUCUUUAGUGAACGAGACUACGUUUCAUUAGAUACAACCGGCAUCCUACGUUUCAGCAACGGGGAACGGGUUGGGUAUAAUUUAUCUCAUUCCGUUGCGUUCCCGGGCCUACCAACAUUUACAAAACAUGGCGUUCUACGUGGCAAUAUGUCGAUGUGCUCGCUCUACCGACAAAAGACCCUAACGACUGUUGAGUGCUAUGUUCGAGGGUUCUUCGACUUUCCCACUAAAGGCGAAAUGCUCAACAAUGUUGCACUGCAAGCUCUGGCGUCGCAGUGGCUGUCAUUUGGACGCAAAGUCGAGUGUGGGCGCACGAAGAAGCUCGCGUGGAGACUACGUAGGAAUAGUCUCGAUGCUCGCAGCUCAGACGGUAGUAAUGCCAGCACCUGUUCAAGCUGUGCUUCGUCGCCAAGUGUUAGGACCUCCCAGCCAUCUACUCGACCUGGGGUGUGUGCCCGUUGCUCUCACAGCUUCGGAUUUUUCGGCACCAGUCGCGAGAUCUGUAGAAGCUGCACGCAAUCAUUCUGUACCCGGAGAAGAAGCGUCCAUUCUGUCGAGAGUGCGUUGAUGAUGCCGCGAUGA